Molecule: messenger RNA, 938 nt
Organism: Aspergillus pseudotamarii
Lineage: Eukaryota; Fungi; Ascomycota; Eurotiomycetes; Eurotiales; Aspergillaceae
Product: carboxymuconolactone decarboxylase family protein
Exons: 2
Coding region: 117-863 (248 amino acids)
Molecular function (GO): peroxiredoxin activity
Source: RefSeq, a predicted model, not a curated record
GGGUCAUCCGUUUUGUUCUGCCGACCGGAUAAACGCAAAUGAGGAGAAGAGGACAGGAAGAAAGAUCCCCACCUGAUCAAUCAAUCAUCAUGAAGCCCAAGUGACAGUCUCAAAGCAUGAGGGGCUUUCCGCUUCGGCUGUCCCUUUGGAAUUCAUUGACUCAAAACCCAACAACCACCCAACGACUUGCAAAUAGAACAAACUCCAGAUUCUCGACAAUCUCCCCAUUGAAAAUGCGUCUGCCCUACGCCCCCUCCGAGCCCCCCGCAUCCGACCCCGACGCGGCAGACAUCUACGCCCGGAUUGCAGCCCGUCGCAACCCCCGCCCUCUCAUCCCGCUCGAUCUAUCUCUGCUGCACUCGCCCCCUGUCGCUGAUGGCUGGAAUAGCUUCCUCGGUGCCAUCCGGACACGCACCAUUAUUGACCAAGGACUCCUGGAACUCGCCGUCUCUCGCGUGGCGGUCUUGACUGGGGCAGUCUACGAAUGGAAUGCUCAUGCCCCCCUGGCUUUGAAGGGCGGAAUCCAAGCGCCAGAGCUACAGGCCGUGCGCACCCUCCCCUCCACCGCUGUCGGAGAAGCUGCAGAGCUAUCGAAAGCCAAGGAGGCCUUGGCACAAAGUGCCUUGACUCCCAAGCAAAAGGCGAUCGUGCAGUAUGCGGACGAGAUGACACAGACGGUCAAGGUCCAAGAUUCGACUUUUGCGCAAUUGCAGACGGAGGGUUUCUCGGAUCGUGAGAUUGUCGAGUUGACGACCGGUAUUGCGGGGUAUAACUGUGUUAGCCGCGUGUUGGUUGCUUUGGAUGUUGGAGAGAACAAUGCCAAGGAGAUGAAGAGUGUGGAUGAGUUGGUUGCCAACCUAUAGCGGUUGUUGUCCAUCUGUUGUGCUAGUUGUUCGAUACGACGUAUAAUGAAUUCUACCGGAGUGUUUGCAGUGUGC